Messenger RNA from Alexandromys fortis (reed vole), 2665 nucleotides. It is a transcript of the gene Ca10, whose product is annotated as carbonic anhydrase 10. The record is from RefSeq and is a predicted model, not a curated record. NCBI's taxonomy places the organism in Eukaryota, Metazoa, Chordata, Mammalia, Rodentia, Cricetidae. The transcript has 9 exons. Bases 464 to 1450 code for a protein of 328 amino acids. Gene Ontology annotation, molecular function: zinc ion binding; carbonate dehydratase activity.
ACCGAGAGCCCGGAACUGCAUUGCUUGGCCCGGUGGGGGGCUGUUGUCUAUGUCUUCUUGGGGCGCCCGGCGGAUCGGGGUCUCGGUUUUGCAGGAAGAACCCAGAGCUGGUGGCUUCAGGUGGCUGACCCUGCCACCACCGCGGUCGCCGCAAGUGCUGUUUCCACCUUUGGUGAGAGGAGCAGAGACGCAAGAGCAGGGAGACCUCCGAGGCAAAGAGGCAUCGGACAUGUGUCAGCACAUCUGGGGAGCACAUCCGAAGAGCCCGAGGGGAGAUUUGCCGAAACAAUUCAAACUGCGUUAUUGAUCUUGGGGGUGACUGCCCCUGGCCGGCUGUCGGGUGGGAGCGCGAGUGUGCGCUCUCUGGAGAGUGUGUGCGUGUGUGUAUGUGUGUGCCGUGUCGGGCUCCCCCUUUCCCCCCUGUUUUCCCGUCGAGUGAUGCACCUGGAAUGAGAAUCAGAGGAUGGAAAUAGUCUGGGAGGUGCUUUUUCUUCUUCAAGCCAAUUUCAUCGUCUGCAUAUCAGCUCAACAGAAUUCACCAAAAAUCCAUGAAGGCUGGUGGGCAUACAAGGAGGUGGUCCAGGGAAGCUUUGUUCCAGUUCCUUCUUUCUGGGGAUUGGUGAACUCAGCUUGGAAUCUUUGCUCUGUGGGGAAACGACAGUCACCAGUCAACAUAGAGACCAGUCACAUGAUCUUCGAUCCCUUUCUGACUCCUCUGCGCAUCAACACUGGAGGCAGGAAGGUCAGUGGGACCAUGUACAACACUGGAAGACAUGUUUCCCUCCGCCUGGACAAGGAGCACUUGGUCAACAUUUCAGGAGGGCCCAUGACGUAUAGCCACCGACUGGAGGAGAUCCGGCUACACUUCGGGAGUGAGGACAGCCAAGGGUCCGAGCACCUCCUCAAUGGACAGGCCUUCUCUGGGGAGGUACAACUCAUCCACUAUAACCACGAGCUAUACACAAAUGUCACAGAAGCUGCGAAGAGUCCAAACGGAUUGGUGGUAGUUUCUAUAUUUAUAAAAGUUUCUGAUUCAUCAAACCCAUUUCUUAAUCGAAUGCUCAACAGAGAUACUAUCACAAGAAUAACGUAUAAAAAUGACGCAUAUUUACUACAGGGACUUAAUAUAGAGGAACUGUAUCCAGAGACCGCUAGUUUCAUCACUUACGACGGGUCGAUGACUAUCCCGCCCUGUUACGAGACAGCUAGUUGGAUAAUAAUGAACAAGCCUGUAUACAUAACGAGGAUGCAGAUGCAUUCCCUGCGCCUCCUCAGCCAGAAUCAGCCAUCGCAGAUCUUUCUGAGCAUGAGCGACAACUUCAGGCCCGUGCAGCCCCUCAACAACCGCUGUAUCCGCACCAACAUCAACUUCAGUUUACAGGGGAAGGACUGUCCUAACAACAGGGCCCAGAAGCUGCAGUACAGAGUAAACGAAUGGCUCCUCAAGUAGGGAACGAAGCCAAGAAGAAUCCCACCUCAGUGAAACUCUACAACUGUGAAUUGACGUAACCCAGAAUGCCCCCUCUUUCUUCCUCCUCUUCCCUCCCCUAAGCCUUUUACUCUUUGGAUUGGCCCCUUAUUCAUGAAAACUGUUUGCAAAAAUGUGUCAGAAGAGAGCACAUCUCUACACACACACACGCACACAUACACACACACACACACACACACACACACAAGAGUAAACACAAGUACGCACACAUCUAUACCACCUCCAUGAUGGGAAGUCAAGUCUCAGAAACAAAGAUUUGAUCAUCAAAGGUCUUAGAAGAAAACAACCAGUUAACCUGAUUACAAUUUUGAUACUGUUUCCCUGAACUAAUAACUCUAUCCGAUGAGACUUCUCAGCCUUUGUACAUACAAAAAUUCUUCCAAAAGAGAGAGGGGAGAAAACAUCGUUCUAAAAGCAUCAAGUGGACGCUGUAUCUCAUAAUCCCCGAUGGUGUCCUAGAAUACUCUGUGGAUGCUGGUGACAUGUGGACCAGGACAAAGCUGACCAAGGACACUUAUUUCUAGAUUACGAUUCUUCUGUUUACUCAAUGAUUUAAAAAGAAAAUAAUAAAAAAGGACAGACAUCAAAGAGCUCUACGUUGUGUAUAUAUAUAUCACCUCAGACUAUAAGAAUGGAACUAUUUCCCCCUUUGUCACAUAACUGUACUAGGAUUUGCCCGAGAUCAGAAUCGAUCCAUUCGCUGUUUCUUGUUUUCUGAAGGUCAUACAUUGUGUUUGGUUAUUGUUAACAGCCCAAUAAAUGUGUUCAAUGCGUUGAUUUCAUUUUUUCUGGCUUUGGUCUGUUCUCCAUCCUGCCAGGCUCAGCCCCAGCCCCAUGCAGCUACCUUCUUGGGUCUCCCAUGUUCCUUCAUCUCCAUGUUUUGUUCAUUUGCAGCCAGUUUUCCUGAGUUUGUGGCAAGCAGGAAUGCACUUGCUAAGCAGGUAUGCCUUUAAUUCCACUCCAUGGCUGGUCAUUCAUCCCAGGUGAGCUUCGGCCUGAUAUAGUAGGCAACAGAUUCCUUGCGUUUCAAGAAACUGCCAUUCCCUGCCCCCCAGCCCCUGUGAUGCUCCCGAAGGAAUGCACUUUGCCUUGUAAAUUCCUGGGAAAUUGGGGUAUCUUUUCUCUCCAGGUGCAGCCAGAUCUCACAAAGUACAAACGAAUGCCUUUCUUUUCUUG